Messenger RNA from Schistosoma margrebowiei, 1066 nucleotides. NCBI's taxonomy places the organism in Eukaryota, Metazoa, Platyhelminthes, Trematoda, Strigeidida, Schistosomatidae. The record is from the annotation of a GenBank genome assembly.
AUCAUUAUGAUUUAUCAACUAUUAAUUUUAUCAUCAUUAAUUAAUAUUCUAAGUAAGUAUAAUUUCAUAUUGUGAGGUUUCCACUUUAAUGAAGCUUCAUCAGCCAUCAAGGAAUAUAACAGUUAUGAAAGUGAAUUCAAUAAUAUAAAAUUCAACCAAUUUAAACACAUAUAUCAUCAUUUUAUCUUAAAUCAAAAUCCGGCUAAUCCUUGUAAGUUUAUUUUCCAUCAAAGGUUUGAAUCAUUUUUUUGUGAUUAGCGUUUUUUAGCCAGUUAGUUUUCUACGAGAUGGGGACGCUAACUCCAUGGCCAACUCCCCUCCUUUAUCCGGUCUUGGAACCGGCAGUAGCCCCCGGAGGGACUCCAGAAGGAGUUAUUUUCCAUCAAAGCAAUAAUCUAUUUUUCCUAUUAUCUACAUGAACUUCCUCUCUAUGCUCUCUCUUCCCCUGAUACUGACUCCUUUCUUUAUUUCAGCAUGUUUCGGUUGUAAAUCUGGAUUAUGGUUCGCUAAAACAUUUAUCUUUGGUAGUAAACAAUUUGUACAUGAUCAUAUUGAAGUGACUUGUAAAAAUUUGAAAAAUAUUUAUCAACCCUGUAAAAGAAUAUUAACUGAAUUUAUGGAUUACGCUUAUGAUUUGAUAUAUGGUUACAGUUCAGCUGAUCUAUGUGCACUUGCUGGGAUAUGUGCAAAUCCACCGAAAAUUAACUUUUGUCCACUUUGUUUAAUGAGUGUAGCGGAAGGCAAAAAUAUAUUAUUAUCCGAUGCUCUUCUAAAUGAAUUACAAUCUGUAUUUGUACAUGUAUGUGAUUAUGUAAGAUUGGAAGUAGAAUGUUCCACAUUUUUGAAUGAACUUUAUGAAAAUGUCGUCGAUAUAAUCAAACAUGUUGUAGAACCACAUUUUGUUUGUCAGCUGGGUCACAUGUGUAAUACAACAUAUACAGAAGGAUCGGAUUACAUUAGAAUUGCAUAAGAAGAACAUUUUUUUUCAUUGGUAAACAAAAUGUUUUGUUAUUACAAUUUUAGAAUCAUCAUACAAAAAUAAAUCAUAAAAAAUUAUGGAUCAUUU